UUCCCUUUUACCUAAAACCUCCAAACGUGCGCGCGCUUCAUUCAACCUCCGUCUGUUGACCCCGGAGAAGCUUCGAAUCAUUCCUCCCUCGAACCGCCAUCGACCGAAUCCCGUCCAAUCACGUCUUCGUCCUCUUCCGACAUCUUUCCCUCCGAUCCUCUCUGGUUUCCGUCUCCGCGUGAUAGAAACCCAAGAUACGAUCUCGGGCACGGACUCCGACCAACCUGCAAAUCCUCCGCCCAUAUGACGACGACGACCGCGAGGGCUUCUGCUGCAUCUCUGUUCUGUUGGGUCUUCCUCAGCUCCUUUCCAGGAUACCUGUUCGCCGCGGUCGUCACGCUCGAUUCGAUCGAAAUAUAUAGGACCCACGAGUGGUUCAAGGCUAAGCCGACGGUUUAUUUCCGGUGCAAGGGGGAGAACAAGACUGUUUUGCCGGACGUGAAGGAAGCAAACGUGUCGUAUGCGUUUAAAGGUCAAGAAUCUUGGCAGCCUCUUACCGAAUUUUCAAAUGAAAAAUGCAAGCGAUGUGGGUUUUAUGAGGAGGACACUCUAAAAUCAGAUGAUACGUUUGAAGAAUGGGAGUUCUGUCCUUCAGAUUUUAGCUCUUCGGAUGGAAGAUAUACCAGAAUCAAUGAUAAGGAGUUUACUGCUACUUUUCUAUGUCCACAGUGUGUACCUCUUAUGGCUGAUACCAAUUCAACCCCUGCUGCUCAUAGAAAAGGGAAAGGAAUGCAUGUUGCGCUUGCUAUAAUGAUUAGCAUUCUAGUUUCGACUGUUCUACUUAUCGGGUUGGUAGCUGCUUACAAGUAUUGGCAGAAAAGGAAGAGGGAGCAAGAACAGGCUAGAUUUUUGAAGCUAUUUGAAGAUGGUGAUGACAUUGAGGAUGAGCUAGGGCUGGGUAGUGUGCUAUGACUUAGGUAUUCUGGUUCAUAACCUUAUUGUACAGCACAUUUUUAAUGGCGAAAAGUUUUGCUUGUAAAGUUGGACCUGAAAUAGAUUACAGUACGAAACACGCUCCUCUGUUUGUA
Syzygium oleosum is the source of this 1028-nucleotide messenger RNA. RefSeq lists its product as uncharacterized. The transcript has 4 exons. NCBI's taxonomy places the organism in Eukaryota, Viridiplantae, Streptophyta, Magnoliopsida, Myrtales, Myrtaceae. Bases 244 to 912 code for a protein of 222 amino acids. The record is from RefSeq and is a predicted model, not a curated record.